AUGGGAUAGAAAUAAUCAAAAAAGGAAGGACUAGCAGUUGCAGGCUCAACUAGUGUCUUGACAACUGGCGCAGGCAUCACUUUAAUGGUAGUCGGUGGUCCUAUUGGAAUGGUAGCAGGAGGAAUAAUCUUGGGAGCUGGAGUAUCUGGAGCAGUUUCUACGACUUAACAAGCACUAAAUGACAGUGAUAGAUUUGAUUAUAAAAGAUGGGGGCUUUAAACUGGCAUUGGAGCUGCUGGUGGAGCAAUAGCAGCUCCAAUAUCAAUAGCUGGAGGAGCAUUGGCUGGAGCUGGAGGUGGUAUCGCCACUAGUACAGCUACUAGAAUUGGAAUUCAAGUUGGUGCUGAUAUGGCAGGUGGAAUUGCUGCUGGUGCAGGAACUAAAGUUAUUUCAAAUGCAGUUGAAGGUAAAAAAAUCUCUAAAGGUGUAUUUAAGCAAGCCUUGAUUGGUGGACUUACAGGAGGAGUAGCAUCCGGUGCAACUCAAGGAUUAAACAGUGUUAUUUCAACCACCUCCUCAAAUAUCGGAAGAGUAGCACUAUAGACAACAUCUGGGGCAAUAGUAAGCGGGACAACUGGGGCUCUAGGAGCUGUUUUAAAAAAUAUACUCAGUCUAAAGAAAAUAGAUAAGAGCUAGUUUAUUGAGUAUCUUAAAACCUGUGGGGCUGGACAUUAAACUGCAGCUGAUAUUUGGAAUGAACUGGUAGAAAUGGACUACAUCAAGCGUAAUGAAUUUACUCCUUAGUGCGAGCAUGGAAUUUGCUUGCCAAAAGAGUAUAUAUAAUAUAAAGAGGCUGUGAAUGAGAUAUAUCUGUUGUCAAAGGAUAUCUGGAGGGAUGUCUGGGAGACUGCUGCAACAUCAGCCGCUUUAGGAGGGGUUAUGACAGGAAUAACUUCCUCGGCCAGAGUUCUUCAUAAUAGAGAUGUAAAGCAAGUUAAUAAGACCGGACCAAAUCUUAUUAAGAAGAAACUGGUGCACCAAAAGGCUAUUUAGGGCUGCGAAUCUCAUGAUUUGCUUGAAUAUGAGAAUCAACAAGAGUGGUAGCUUAUUGAUAAUGAUGAAGAUGAAGGAUAUUUCCAUUGCCAUGUUGGCGAAUCCAAAUAAAUAGAUCAUCCAGAAGGUGAUCAGAUGUUAAUAGACUUAAUUGAUGAAAACCUAGAUUUUCUCGAAGUAGGUCAGAACAUAGAGAUUCAUUUUGAAAAUCAAGAUUAAUAUGAUUAUUUCCUCACACUUAGAAGAAGCGCUAUUAUCAAUUAUCAUGAAUAAGAACAAGAAUUGUAAAAAUAUAAAAAGGAAACUCGAAAAGAAGAUUUCUAUUGA
Messenger RNA from Stylonychia lemnae, 1320 nucleotides. Lineage: Eukaryota; Ciliophora; Spirotrichea; Sporadotrichida; Oxytrichidae. The record is from the annotation of a GenBank genome assembly.